AUGGAGAAAGAUCAGAAAGAUGCGAAGCGUAAAAGGGAGAAAGUUAAGACGGAGGCGCGCGAUAGCAAAGGACUGGAGAACGCGACGCGCUGCGAAUGUGUUGAAGUAAGGACGGCAAUCACCGACCGCACGCGAGAAGUCGGUUACUUCCGACCGGACCGGCAAACCCCGCACGUCCGGAAUCUUGCGAUCAAGCCGCGUCUGCGGACUCGGCACGGAAAGCACCGACAAGGCGUCAACCACGCGAUCGGUUCACCAGAGGUGGUCCUAGUGUACGACGACGAAACCGAGUUAGGACCGUCGUGGCACUUCAGUUACAGCAACGCCAUCGUCGACAACACGACGCAUAGCACAUGCGUGGGAUCGUGCACUGCGCGGGGUCAGUGUGCAUGCCUCAAAGCGCAAAAACAGUGGACAUCAAACUGGGGUGUCAAAGGCUUCGCGUACUCUCCCAAAAAGCACUUGAAGACGUUCGACCAUCCGGUAUUCGAGUGCAACUCUAGAUGCCGUUGCUCGCCUGGCUGUCGUAACAAGAAUAGGAACGGCGAGUGCUACGUAUUCGACAUUGACUUCUGGUACCUGCAAGGAGCGCACAACUCGACUGCGGGAGAAGUUGACAACGGGAUGACCCGAGCCCCUGAAGGCGAUCAUUACUCCGUGGACUGCAAAGACACAGGCAACGAGAAGAGGUAUCAAUAUCGUACAUUGACGAACGGGCCAGUACGACAACCGAAGCAGGGGAAUCAGGCGAAGCAAGUCCUCAUACCAUGUUAG
This is a messenger RNA of Schizophyllum commune H4-8, 774 nucleotides long. RefSeq lists its product as uncharacterized. The record is from RefSeq and is a predicted model, not a curated record. The transcript has 6 exons. Lineage: Eukaryota; Fungi; Basidiomycota; Agaricomycetes; Agaricales; Schizophyllaceae. The coding region runs from base 1 to 774 and encodes 257 amino acids. Gene Ontology annotation, cellular component: nucleus. Gene Ontology annotation, molecular function: zinc ion binding; histone methyltransferase activity.